Molecule: messenger RNA, 3809 nt
Organism: Paramuricea clavata
Lineage: Eukaryota; Metazoa; Cnidaria; Anthozoa; Malacalcyonacea; Plexauridae
Source: the annotation of a GenBank genome assembly
GUGCACGCGUAUAAUGCGCGCGCUAUUUUGUGUCUUUUGUAUGUCAAUCCAUUGGAGAAAUAUCGUAAUUGAAGCUAGCAUGUACUGUAUGUAAAUGGAUAGGUGUGAUUUGAUGAUGCAUAUUUAUCACAGGAUCGGAUUUGACCAUGCCGCGAUUUUGCAAAUUGGGCAUUGGUGAUAAAACCAGCAGCACAGUCGCUUGUGAUUUUGUGUUGUGUAAUUUUCCUGUAUCUCAUUUAGUAAAUGGUUUUCUUAUAUAUUCACAGGGUCUGGAAAGUAGACCAUGCCGUGCAAUAUUGCAAACUGGGUUCCCUAUAGUAUUUAAGUAUAUGUACUUAUGUAGGUGCAGUUAGAUGAUGUACAUACUCACAGCCAGGUCUUGAAAGAAAACCAUGCCGUGAAAUAUGUGAAACCUACGGUUUGUGUCAUGUGUAGCUAGCAGUGGCGUAGUCAGACCUCAAUUUUUGGUGGGCGAAGCGAACGCCGAAGGCGUGAGACCGUCUAGGGGGGUUCGGGGGCAUUUUGAAUUCUAGAGUCCCUGAAAUGCGAUUUCAAGCAUUUUGGGGGUGAAAUCUUGCAGAAUUCCAAAGAUUAUAAAGUACAUCGAAGACAUAAAUUUUCCCAGACAUUUCUACUUGGAAUUAAAUAAAUUGGAAAAGUCAUCCUGAAAAACAGGACGAGGGGUCAGUGUCACCUUAUUUCUCCUCUGUGAUGCGGGGGGGGGGGAAUGUGAUUUUGAUCAGAAGAGACACCACUUCCGCAUUCUAUGACAUUCAGUCCCUCCCGCCCCCUGUUCAACGUUGUGUCACAUUUCUCGUCAGGUUUGAUGUGUUUUAGUUGAAGCAACAUUGAUUCGGGUGGGGUGGGGUGGGGUGGGGUGGGGGAGGGGAGUGGUACUGUGUGUAAAAAACUGUAAUGAUCCACUUACAAUCUAAAACUACAUGUGUCCCAACAACUUCUGAAAGUGAUUGUCUGGGCCCCAUAUGCCAUAACAUCAUUGUAUAUCUCAAAAGUACAGGGGAUAGAAUGUUCGGCGAACGAAGUAUUUCAGCUCCAAUUCGUUCACAGAAGAUCUAAUAUAACAUUUUAAAACAAAUAAGUUUCAUUAACAUUCUCAAAGUUAAUAAUUAACAGAAUAUGAAUAUAAUUUUUUAUGUCAUAUAGCAUUCUUAAUCGUUGUUUGUGUUUACAAAUUAUGGCAGAGGACAAUUGGUUAUUUGAGAGGUUAUAAUCCGUCAAUAAUGAUAGGUAUCGCGAAUGUUUUACGCUAGAUAUGUCACACUUACUGUGGUGUAUGACCCAUGAUGCUUUGGGGUCAUCACCACGAGGCAUGACAGUUGUUUUGGACAUGAUAUUAAAAACACAAUCAAUAUCGAAGAACACUACAUUGGCGACGAGUAUUAUAAACAAUUGAUUAAGGAUUUAGUUUCGAUUAUGAAACACGCGACGAUUGGACUGCAUAUAUAGAAAGAAUUGAACAGUAUUUCCUUGCGAACAAUGGAGCCGAUGAUAAAAGAGUUCCAGUAUUGUUGAUAGUAAUCGGAGGUAAGACGUAUAGUUUAUUGCGAACACUGACUUCUUCUGAUAAAGCUUCGACAAAAUCAUUUGAUCAAAUAGUGGCAAGGGACAUUUGUCGCCCAAACCCUUACUGAUCGCAGAACGAUUUAGAUUUUAUAAGCAGGAUCAAAGAGACGAUGAAUUGAAAAUAUUAAUAAUUAUGUGGCUGAAAUAAGAAGUUAUCCGAACACUGUGAGUUUGGUACAGGGUUAAAUGACUCGUUAAGCGACAGAUUUGUUUUGGACUAUACAAUGAAUCUAUUCGGAAACGUUUACUUGUCGAAACCAGCCUUACGUUCGAGAAAGCGCUAAAACUUGCGGUUGCCAUGGAAACGGCCAUGAAAGAUUCACUUGAGUUGAGGGGGAAAGCCAAGACAAUACUUCCUGUGAACAGAAGCUAAAUUUGUAUGUGGUCGCAACAAAGGGGCCUGCACUUUUUGGUCGAUACUGGCUAUGAAAGAUCACACUAGAUUGGAAAGCAAUCAACACAUUGGCAACCACACCACCAGGAAAUCCAUCAACCCGAUUACAAGAGAUCCUCGAAAAGUAUGGUGAUGUUUUCGAAGAAGAUAUUGGUCUGGUAAAGACUACCAAAGCAAAGCUGAACCUGAAAGAAAACAGCCAGCCAAAGUGAAAACCUGAAAGAAAACCUGAAAGAAAAAAGCCUGCAAAGCAAGACAAGUACCAUAUGCUCUGCGACCAAAAGUUGAGGUUGAGUUGACCAAGUUGCAGAAUGAUGGCAUCUUGACCAAAGUUGAUUCGAGUGAACGGCCAACCUCGGUUGUUCCAGUGAUAAAGAAGAAUGGCAAUGUUCAAUUGUGGGGUGAUUUCAAGCAAACCAUCAAUUCAGUCUUGCACGUUCAACAAUACCCUCUCCCAAGGAUUGAUGCUAUUUUCGCCUCCCUCGGCGGUGGGCAAAAGUUCAGCAAGAUUGAUCUGCGACAGGCGUAUUUACAGAUGGAAAUGGAAGAAGAGUCAAAGAAAUUCCUAACAAUUAAUACCCAUAAAGGAUUAUUCCAAAACAAUUGGAUUGUAUUUGGUGUAGCAUCUGCCCCCGCAAUGUGGCAACAAGCUAUUGAAUAGAAGCUAUUGGAAAAAGCAAGAAGCUAUUGCAACAAGCUAUUGGAUCAGACAUUGGAAGGAAUUCCCCAUGUGCAAUGUAUCCUUGAUGACAUGAUCAUAUCUGGUGCAACCGACCAAGAGCAUCUUGACAACCUAGAAGAAGUUCUCAGUCGACUUAGUGAACAUGGUCUCAGAGCCAACAUCAGUAAGUGCGAAUUCUUCAAAGAAAGAAUCGAGUUCUGUGGUCAUGAGAUCAGCAAGCUGGGUCUGCACAAGUCCCAACAGAAAGUGAAUGCUGUGAUAAAUGCACCACGUCCUGAGAAUGUUUCCCAAGAUCGUUCCUUUGUUCGUCUUAUUAAUUAUUACCACGAUUUCCUUCCAAACCUUUCUACCUUACUUCAACCACUAAACCAGUUGCUCGGAAAAGACAGACGGUGGAAAUGGAACUUGGAAUGUGAGCAAGCUUUUCUGAAAGCAAAGGAGUUAAUUGCAUCCGAGGAAGUCCUUGCACAUUAUGACCCUCAACGCCCAAUCAAGUUAGAAUGCGAUGCAUCUCCGUAUGGGUUGGGGGCAGCUUUAACACAAGUCAUGGGUGAUAAUACUGAAUGACCAAUAGCUUAUGCUUCAAGGUCCCUUACAAAACUGAAAAACUAUUCUCAGAUAGAUAAGGAAGCAUUGGCUUUAGUAUGGGGUGUGAAGAAAUUCCAUACUUACAUAUUUGCACGACAUUUCACCCUGCGAACAGAUCAUAAAUCAUUGACAGCAAUUUUCAGUCCAACCAAGGCUAUACCAGCAACGACUGCUGCUCGAGUCCAACGAUAUGCACUAUUCCUUUCAGGGUUUGACUUCGAGAUUGAACACCGUAGUUCAACACAGCAUUGCAAUGCAGAUGGAUUGUCCCGUUUACCUCUAGCAACAACUGAAGAUGAAGAAAAUCAGUCUGCUGACCUGAUUGAGGCAUUUCGCGUGUCACAGUUCAGCAUGUUGCCUGUCACUUGGCAGCAAGUACGCAAACCAACGCAACGAGAUUCUACCCUCGCCCAAGUGUAUGAGCAUGUCAUGAAAGGCUGGCAUGAAAAUAAAGACCCCAAUCUGCAACCCUUUUAUUCUCGAAGAAACGAACUAACUAUGAACCAAGGAUGUAUUAUGUGGGGGAGCAGAGUUGUCAUUCCCACAAAGUUACGAAGCGAA